Molecule: messenger RNA, 1348 nt
Organism: Scylla paramamosain (green mud crab)
Lineage: Eukaryota; Metazoa; Arthropoda; Malacostraca; Decapoda; Portunidae
Product: peptide deformylase, mitochondrial-like
Exons: 8
Coding region: 222-866 (214 amino acids)
Biological process (GO): peptidyl-methionine modification
Cellular component (GO): mitochondrion
Molecular function (GO): peptide deformylase activity
Source: RefSeq, a predicted model, not a curated record
AGGAAAUAGUAAGAGAUAAUAAGCGCGUGGAGGGAGGAGUGUCAACAUUAUAGGAACGCGAGGGUGUUGUUGUUGUGUUGUGGUGUUGCAGACGACACAGUGUUGCGGCGGUCAGCUGGGACUCCUCGCUCUCACGUAAUGAACUUGAUACAACAGUGAUGGAAGCUAAUGUACACACAUCAAUGAGAGAACGGUAAUGGUUGGCCUCUACAGCAUCAGCAAUGGCCGGAAAGCGUUUCAUAGAGGCUUACAAAAGCUUCUUCAAUCCCAAGCCAGUAAGUCCACCAUUUCUUCAUGUGUGUCAAGUUGGGGACCCAGUUUUACGAACAGCAACCAGGCCCGUGGAGGUUGAGCAUCUUGACAGCCCAGAAAUAAAGCAGGUUAUUUUACAAAUGAAGCAAGUCAUGAAGAGAUAUGACAGUGUUGGGCUGGCUGCUCCUCAAAUAGGUAUCCCAUUAAGUAUGAUUCUCUUGGAGUUUUCUCCUAAAAGAAAAGAACAGUUUGGUGCUGAAGUGUAUGCUGCAAGAGAAAUGUCUACUUUACCUCUUACAUUAGUAAUAAACCCCAAGAUGGAUGUUAUAGAUUACAGCAAAGUAGAGCUUCCUGAGUCCUGUGAAAGUAUUCGAGGCUACAGUGCUGUGGUACCAAGAUAUAAAGCUGUCAGGCUAUCAGGUAUGGAUGAGAAAGGGGAGCCUGUGCUGCUGGAGAAAAAAGGGUGGUUAGCAAGAAUCAUUCAGCAUGAGAUGGACCACCUUCAUGGAAAACUGUACAUUGAUUGUAUGACAUCAAGAACUUUCCAAAAUGAUGGUUGGCACAGAAUUAAUGUACAUCAGGGGAGAGUGAAAAUAGAAUUUCAUAAAAAGUGAAAAGUUAGGUUGAUGAUACAUACCAGAACUUCAGAGUAGUACUGUGGAUGCUGAACUCAAGGUGAACACCACUUAAUAUGGUGCUUCAUGGAAACCUGUACAGAUACAUUAGCAAUAGUUGACUUAUAUUUUUGCUGAAAUUUGGAACUCAUCCAUGGGGUGUGAUCUAUGAGGGAAGCAGUAGCGCAGUCUUUCCUAGCUGAAAGGAAGAGGGGUUUGCUGUGGAGGUGAUUGGCAAGCUUCUCACUGCAGUACAGAGCAAUGAAGAGUAGGCUGACUGGAUGUGUGGGUUGACACCUGAACCACUUUUCUAUUGUCUGUUCAUUCACGCUGCUGCUUCUCAGGGUUACAGGUACUUGAUGAAACUGUUAAACUUCUCUGAGUGAGGCUGUGAGAGAUAGUUUUGUAUAGACAGAAUAUGUAUGUAUAAAGUUAGGGAAAAACACAUUUUUUUAUAAACAAUAAAAGAUGCAAAGAGUGAA